Molecule: messenger RNA, 1062 nt
Organism: Trichomonas vaginalis G3
Lineage: Eukaryota; Parabasalia; Trichomonadida; Trichomonadidae
Product: intracellular auxin transport
Exons: 1
Coding region: 1-1062 (353 amino acids)
Biological process (GO): transmembrane transport
Cellular component (GO): membrane
Source: RefSeq, a predicted model, not a curated record
AUGGUUUCUUCUACUACGUACAUCAAUGUUAUUGAAGAAUCUGCAGCGAUGCUUCUUGUAAUAUUGCUGGGCUACUUUGGCUCGAUAUUCAAGAUGUUCGAAGGUCCUGCUUUUAAGGGAUUUUCGAAAUUUUCAGGAACAAUUGCAUUUCCUCUACUUCUCUUUGACUCAAUUGCAGAAACGCCAUUUAAGGACAUUUCCCCAAAGCCUCUUAUUAACUCAUUGUUAUCAAGCAUUUUAAUUCAUGUACUUUGUGGCGGAGUUUUCUUCUUUAAAUUUGAAGAUACUUUAGAAGUUUACUUGGCAACUGUUUGUGCCUCAUGUUACAUUAAUUACAUCAUUAUUGGUCUUCCAAUUUUCGAAUCAAUCUGGGGUACAUCAUAUGAUGUUGUUCCUGGUAUUGCAUCAUUUGGAAAUUGCAUUAUUUCAGUUCCUCUUUUCAUUAUUGGAUCAAAGAUCAGAGCAAUUAAACUUGAAAAGAAGAAGAGGCUUGAAGAGUUAGGAGAUAAUUACAACAAAGAUGAUGUUAAUCAAGAUGAUUUAAGAACAAAACCAAAGGACAUCCUUAUGGCUUUUUACGCGGCACUCAAGAAUCCUAUUGUUGUCGGAAACUGUGCCGGUUUAAUUUGGUCUGCUAUUGGUGUAAAGCCACCUAUCUUUUUAAACAAAUUUACAACAUACUAUGGAGCUUGUAUUGGUUAUCUUGCUCUUUUCGGCUUAGGACGAUUCCUUCAUCAAGAGUCAUUUGUAGCUUGCAAGUGGUAUCAUUUAAUUAUCUGUUUGGUAAUAAGAUUCAUUAUUUAUCCUUUAGUUUCUUUAGGAUUGGCAGUUGCAUUUAAACUUGAUAACAGGCUUGCAAGACAAUGCAUUAUAUUAUCUAUGCUACCAACAGCGAACUCUGCUUUCAUUUUAGCCGAAUCAUUAAACUGUGGAUCAAAUGUUAUUUCCACAGUUAUCUUAUGGACACUGAUCUUUAUUGUUCCCGUAAUUAUCUUAUGGGAAUUUGUAAUGAACAGCCUCAACUUAUUCCCUGAUAAUUUAAGUGAUAUCCAAGUAUCAUAA